GUAACGCAAUUCACCGGGCCCCGCCUAUACAGAUGACGUCAGAACAUAAACAAACCCGUCACGUUUUUAGAGAAAACCGGAAGUAGCGGAAGUCGUCGUUGUGAAAACUACAGAGCAGCAAGAGAAGCAACAACAACAACACUUGCCGUGAAUCCUCGCUUUUUCACCCAGUCUGACAGAUAUGUUAGUGACGUCGUAAGGGAUUUGACGUAGAAGCGCGAACGGUCUUUUCCUGUUUACUUCUAACAGGUUUAAAUGUAGCUCAGUGUAUCUUAGCCGAGCUUACCUCCUCCAUGGCAGCCUCAGCGGGGCUCAGGGUUCCCGUGUCCGGCAGCAGGCCUCCUAUUCGGCCUCACUCCUCAUCUUCGGGUUGUGUCAUGCUGGAGUCCGUAGAUGACGCCGAGGGGCUUUACGUGGCCGUGGAGCGGUGUCCGCUGUGCAGCACGUCCCGCCGCAGACUCACCUGCGCCCGUUGUAUAAAGGCCGGAGACUUCGCCUACUACGACGGCAGGAGCACGGAGAGGUACACAGAAAAGCUGGAACGACUGACGAGGCUGAAGGAGGAGAAGGAAGAUCUGCAACAGAGUGUUGUCCAGGCCAUGGACAGAAAGCUGCAGGCUGACCAGAUGAAGUGGAAGUUGAUGUCCUGUCAGGUGAGAAUCCAGCAGCUGAAGGAGGCAGUGGCCUGGGCCAAUGAGGAGUUGAAGAAUGAUAAGGACCUUCUUCUGCGCUCUCAAGAGGAGAGCCAGAAGCUGCAACGCCGUGCUGGACGCCACCAGGAGAAGCGGGACAAGAUUGAGCGACACAACCGUAAACUGGGGGAGCUGCUGGAGCGGCGGGGCAAAGAACUGCAGAGUCGACUGAGUCAGUUGGCUGAUCUAAGACGUGAACACAUCCAGGAGCUCAGCAGCCACAUAUUUUCUUUGAGAGAAGAGAAGCAGGGCAGCAGAGAUCCUGCAGAUAUGGUGGCUGAAUCUGACUCAGCACUGACCUCCAGCACGGUCAGUGAACUGGCUGAGGCUCGCAGAACCACCUACCUGUCAGGUCGCUGGAUCUGGGACGACCAGAAUGGUGAGACCAGCAUCAGCAUCACGGGAGCCCCUGUCUCGCUGCCCAGCAAUGGUGACUGCUCUGCCUACUACACCUGGGUGGAGGAGAAGAGCACCAACCAGGGUCCAGAACUGGACCACAUUAAUCCUGCUCAUACCAUCAGCGCUGCACUUUGCUACACCACACAGCUCACAAACAUUCUUUCCCACAUCCUGGACGUGAACCUGCCCAAGAAGCUGUGUAACAGUGAGUUCUGUGGCGAAAACCUGAGCAGAUAUCGUUUCACCAGAGCACUGAACAAACUCAACACCAAUGUCCUUCAUCUGUGCUUCUCACAGCAUGUUGACAGUGAGAAUCUUCAUCCUCAUCACACUUUGAGAAAUAUCAUGUUCCUAGUUUCCCCUGAAAACCACAAUCUUGGCAGAACUGGGCCAUUUGAGGUCAGUGCUGACCUCGAGGAGUCUAUGGAAUUUGUGGAGCCAGAGGAGGCUGGGCCAGCGGAAGAAAGUGGGGAUGAGGAAGUGACAGAUGAGGAGACAGACCUGGGGACAGACUGGGAGACGGUGCCUAGUCCACGCUUCUGUGAUAUCCCAUCUCAGCCAAAUGAUCUCGCUCAGAGUUCUCUACAGGUGUCACAGCCAUCUGCUGCAUCUGGAGGGAUGUUUACCUCAGCUGCUGCUUCAGUCACUUCCUGGUUCAGAGCGUACACUGGUCAGCGCUGAGGUCAGAGACCUGGUUGUGGUCUGACAAUGGAGUAACAUGAACUUUUUAAACCAGCACAAGUUUUUAUUAAAACAGUGUUCCUAUGAAAAGAGAAAAUGAUGUCAAAAACUGUUAUGAUGAUUAUGAGAGACAGACAUCUUCUGAAAAAAUGUAAAAAAAAAAGGUUUUUUUAGACAGAUGUAAAUAAAAACCAUGCAAAGGUG
Cynoglossus semilaevis (tongue sole) is the source of this 1976-nucleotide messenger RNA. RefSeq names its product autophagy related 14 (gene atg14). The record is from RefSeq and is a predicted model, not a curated record. Gene Ontology annotation, molecular function: phosphatidylinositol 3-kinase regulator activity; protein-membrane adaptor activity. NCBI's taxonomy places the organism in Eukaryota, Metazoa, Chordata, Actinopteri, Pleuronectiformes, Cynoglossidae. Gene Ontology annotation, cellular component: extrinsic component of omegasome membrane; phosphatidylinositol 3-kinase complex, class III; autophagosome. Gene Ontology annotation, biological process: cellular response to starvation; autophagosome assembly; mitophagy. The transcript has 11 exons. Bases 294 to 1772 code for a protein of 492 amino acids.